AUGGCUUCUGGAUCUGCUUCUGAUGAUACAGUCCUUCAUCAUUCUAUCCAAGAGGAUAAGACCUGUGGACAAUGUAGAAGAAGUGGAAGCUCAAGCAAUUCUUCAGGAAGGCUUACCAAGAGAACCAACAACAGUCAAGACAGUAACUGUAGUUUACGUUUCAUCCAGUCUGGAAGUUCUCUGUUUAACUAUUCCAGUGACUUUCAUGAUAACACUUCAAGAAGAGCUGUCAAUGGCAGCAAGGACAGCAUUUGUUCAGAGGAGAACUGUGGAACUUCUCAGAAGUACUAUUGCAAAGAUUUUCACUCAGAUUCCUCUGAAAACCACAUAAGUGAAGGGAGUGGCAGCUACAUCAUCCCAUUGCCCCAGAAACAAAAAACUAAAAAGCGGAUCUUACCAGAGAAGAAAAAGGGAAAUGAUGUCCAUCCAAAAGGAGGCAAAAUGUUGCCUAAAAAUAAACCUCAGCAGAAGAACACAUUUAUUACUGACCAUACCAUCGAUGCAGGGAGGAAAAAUAAGACGGCUUGCCGACUAUUGUCAGCAAGAGACCAUAAAAUUAAACAACUGAAAAGUGAAGCUGCUCUUCUGCAGAAUAAAUUGAAGACCUUUACUACGGAAAAUAAUAUCUUGAAGCGUCUUCAGUCUAGGCAUUUAAAAGCAAUCAAGAAAUACGAACAUGCCGAGAUUAACCUGCCUGAUCUUUUGGCCACACAGUCUACUGAAGCGCGGACUCUGAGAGCACAUCUCAAGCUAUCUCAGGAAGAAGAGCGCAGGGCUUCCAAGAAGCUGAGAGAUGUUCAUGCAGAGCUCUUAAAAACAACAGAUGCCUUGCGGGUAUUGCAGAAACUUUAUGAGUCCAAGAAACUUGAAGAGAGAGAAGAACUUCACCAAAAAUUAACAGCAUUUACCCAAAAAUUGGAAGCCAGUGAAAAGAAAACCCAGGAUUUGGAAAAGCAGCUCUCGUUGAACACUGCUUCUUUUCGUCACCAGUUAGCAGUUGAGAAAAAAAAGAUAAUUGAAGCUCAGUCAAUCACAGCAAAUUUACGAGUAGAAAUCCAGUCGCUGAAGCAAAAACUUAAGGAAAGAGACCGAGAAGUAGGCAUCAGAAAUAUUUAUGCGCACCGGAUGCCAAAAGGUCAUCCAGAGAAAGCCGAUUCAUGUUCUUCUCCAAAAGUUGUUAAAGUCAACAAAGCAAUUCAAGUAAAUAUCAGCCUAAAAGCCACGUCUCUUCGGAAGCCUGAGCCUGAUGUGAGUCCAAUGACUUUCCACGAGGUAUGGCACACCUGA
Messenger RNA from Thamnophis elegans (Western terrestrial garter snake), 1287 nucleotides. RefSeq names its product lebercilin-like protein. The transcript has 5 exons. The coding region runs from base 1 to 1287 and encodes 428 amino acids. Gene Ontology annotation, cellular component: axoneme. Gene Ontology annotation, biological process: intraciliary transport. NCBI's taxonomy places the organism in Eukaryota, Metazoa, Chordata, Lepidosauria, Squamata, Natricidae. The record is from RefSeq and is a predicted model, not a curated record.